AGGGUCUAAGCCAAUGGAAGAGUGUCUAAAGCCUAAGGGUAAGCCAAUGGAAGAGUGUCUAAAGCCUAAGGGUGUUGAAGGGUCUAAGCCAAUGGAAGAGUGUCUAAAUCCUAAGGAUGUUGAAGGGUCUGAGCCAAUGGAAGAGUGUCUAAAGCCUAAGGGUGUUGAAGGGUCUAAGCCAAUGGAAGAGUGUCUAAAGCCUAAGGGUCAGCCAAUGGAAGAGUGUCUAAAUCCUAAAGGUGUUGAAGGGUCUAAGCCAAUGGAAGAGUGUCUAAAUCCUAAGGAUCAAAAAGGGUCUAAGCCAAUGGAAGAGUGUCUAAAGCCUAAGGAUGUUGAAGGGUCUAAGCCAAUGAAAGAGUGUUUGAAGCCUGAGGGUCAGCCAAUGGAAGAGUGUCUAAAGCCUAAGGGUGUUGAAGGGUCUAAGCCAAUGGAAGAGUGUUUGAAGCCUGAGGGUCAGCCAAUGGAAGAGUGUCUAAAGCCUAAGAGUCUAAAAGGGUCUAAGCCAAUGGAAGAGUGUCUAAAGCCCAAGGGUCAGCCAAUGGAAGAUUGUCUAAAGCCUAAGAGUCUAAAAGGGUCUAAGCCAAUGGAAGAGUGUCUGAAGCCUGAAGAUCAAAAAGGGUCUGAGCCAAUGGAAACGUGUCUAAAGCCUGAGAGUGUUGCAGGUUCUAAGCCAAUGGAAACGUGUCUAAAGCCUAAGAGUGUUGCAGGGUCUAAGCCAAUGGAAGAGUGUCCAAAGCCUCAGGGUCAGCCAAUGGAAGAGUGUCUAAAUCCUAAGGAUGUUGAAGGGUCUAAGCCAAUGGAAGAGUGUCUAAAUCCUAAGGAUCAAAAAGGGUCUGAGCCAAUGGAAGAGUGUCUAAAACCUAAGGAUGUUGAAGGGUCUAAGCCAAUGGAAGAGUGUCUAAAUCCUAAGGAUCAAAAAGGGUCUGAGCCAAUGGAAGAGUGUCUAAAGCCUAAGGAUGUUGAAGGGUCUAAGCCAAUGGAAGAGUGUCUAAAUCCUAAGGAUCAAAAAGGGUCUGAGCCAAUGGAAAAGUGUCUAAAUCCUAAAGGUGUUGAAGGGUCUAAGCCAAUGGAAGAGUGUCUAAAGCCCAAGGGUUUAAAAGGGUCUAAGCCAAUGGAAGAAUGUCUAAAGCCCAAGGGUUUAAAAGGGUCCAAGCCAAUGGAAGAGUGUCUAAAGCCUAAGGAUGUUGAAGGGUCUAAGCCAAUGGAAGAGUGUCUAAAGCCUAAGGGUCAAAAAGGGUCUAAGCCAAUGGAAGAAUGUCUAAAGCCCAAGGGUUUAAAAGGGUCCAAGCCAAUGGAAGAGUGUCUGAAGCCUAAAGGUCAAAAAGGGUCCAAGCCAACCAUGUGUGACAAAGAGACGAAGCUCUACAGCUGUGCUACAUGCGGUCAUAAAACCACCAGACUCGUUAAUCUCAAGGUACACAUUAGAAAACACACUGGAGAAAAACCAUUCAGCUGUGAGAUUUGCGACAAAAAGUGUGCCACCUCGAGUCAACUGAAAGUACAUAUUUUCAGACACCAUAGUGAAAAUCGUUUUGCCUGUGAAUUGUGUGAUUUCAAAUGUGCCCAAAAUAGUGAAUUUAGAACGCAUGUCAAGUCUCAUACUAUCGAAAAACCGUUCAGCUGUGAAUUUUGUGGUCUCAAGUUCUCGUAUUCGGGCUAUUUGAGAAUGCAUCUUCUAUCUCAUGAUAAUCUUAAAACAAUUCAGGACUCACAAUCUAAUAAUAAUCUUAAAACAACUCAGGACUCACAAUCUCAUAAUAAUCUUAAAACAACUCAAAACUCGCAACUCGUGAUAGCUGAUACAGCCACACUUAUUAUUCCUGAUAGCUGAUAAUCUAUCAUUUGUGUAAUGAAAUCUCUGGAAUUUUGUCAAAAUACUUAUUUUAGAAUAAUUGUCAAAUUUAUGGUUGUGCAUUCAAUA
Messenger RNA from Nilaparvata lugens (brown planthopper), 1921 nucleotides. RefSeq names its product zinc finger protein 569-like. Gene Ontology annotation, molecular function: RNA polymerase II transcription regulatory region sequence-specific DNA binding; DNA-binding transcription factor activity, RNA polymerase II-specific. The record is from RefSeq and is a predicted model, not a curated record. Lineage: Eukaryota; Metazoa; Arthropoda; Insecta; Hemiptera; Delphacidae. The coding region runs from base 14 to 1831 and encodes 605 amino acids. Gene Ontology annotation, biological process: regulation of transcription by RNA polymerase II. The transcript is spliced from 2 exons. Gene Ontology annotation, cellular component: nucleus.